GAGCAUGCGGCUGACUGAGACAAACCCAGAGCGACGAAAGAACGCAUCGGGUUCAAAGGCACUAGCGGUCUGAAGACGAAGCACUGGCGAUGAUCGCGGUUCUGUGGCUGGCGGCUCUGGCGUGCUGCUUCUGCGGGGCGACCCGACCGUCGCCGACGCGACCGCACGGCUUCAAGAUGAUGCGCAGCGCGCGAGGGCCACCGCCGAGCGGCCGCAUGCCGCCGACCACGGGCCGACCCGUCUUCUACCCGACGUCUGGCGAGCUAAGGCCGCGGCUGGACUCACACGGAAUGCCAGCCUGCGAGACCCGCGGCUUGGGCGAGAGCGCAUACUGCGUUGAAGACGCCACUUACCCGACGCAGAUUAUACGGAACGUGCUGCAGAGCCUGAAUGUGGAUCUGAGUGACAAGGAGAUCCUGGCGCGACAACCUCUGAACCACGAGGACAGCAUUGACCAGCGCGUAUGCUCUACCAAGCGCAAAACCAUCUACCCGAAAACCGCGCGGAGCGCCGACCACGAGUGGCUGUACGUCGUUAACGACGUGGAGUAUGCUCAAGCCGUCACCACCGAAAUCUGCGCGAACGAAGAGGCACCUUGCGACUUCGUGUCCAGCGGCCUUCCUCCUGGCUAUUCGUCUGCGUGCCGACAGAAGUUCGCGUACCGCAAGCUGCUCGCCAUGCACCCGACCGAGAGGAAGGCGUACGCCGAGAACUUUCCCUUCCCGUCGUGCUGCGUCUGUUAUGUCAAGUCUCCACCACUGGCCGGGCGCAGCUUGAACCCGAGUCGCCGCCGCAACUGAGAACAGCAGUAACAACACCCUUGGACAGGACGGACAGACCAUGCGCACUAUUCUAAGCGCGUCAUCGCUUCGAGAUCGAAAGCAUGUUAUGCUCGGCAGCCCACCUGCGCGACGUUGUGAGGUCGUACGUGGUGGUGUCCUUGCUCUAUUCAACUCCAACGGGCAUCAAGACAUCCUUGCCGACUGCAUCCCGCGCGGCCAAACUUCUGGCAAACAUUUUCUCAUUCUUGUUGCGUCACUGGAGGCGAAGAAUGUCCCCACAUCGCGCGGUCUUUUCUUGCGGUAGGGCUCGAAACUUUAUCGCCUAGCCUCCCUUUCAUGGCGUGUUGUGGGUGCAGCUAAUUGCUUUCGAAAAAAAAUUAAUUGGAGUAUCUUGCUUGCCAAAAGCACCAUUCGGUUGUGAAGCACGCUUCAGUGGGUUCGGACGCUGCUGUGUAAUUUGGACCACUUGUAUUUUCACUUGUUUUUCAUGCGCAUAUCCAAGUAAACGAGCAAAUUUUGCAAUGUGACUGGUAUCGCACCCUCGAGCUCAGCAGCGAGACGAGUAUACUUACGUCGUUGACACGUAGCAACUGCAUCACACAUAUGGAUAAGAGCUCACGAAGACAGCUGGAGCGGGGGGGGGGGGGGAUGCGAACUUCUUCUUCUACUUCAGUGGCAGCACAUAUAGAGCACUUUACGAAUGCGUAAAAAGGGGCUCUGCAGCACUUUUCUGAGGAAUCAUCCAAUGGCUUCAUUAAAGGAUUUUAUUGCCUCCCGAA
Messenger RNA from Rhipicephalus microplus (southern cattle tick), 1561 nucleotides. Its product is annotated as protein spaetzle 5. Gene Ontology annotation, molecular function: Toll binding; growth factor activity. Lineage: Eukaryota; Metazoa; Arthropoda; Arachnida; Ixodida; Ixodidae. The record is from RefSeq and is a predicted model, not a curated record. Gene Ontology annotation, biological process: central nervous system formation; innate immune response. Gene Ontology annotation, cellular component: extracellular region.